AUGAAGGUAAACCAGAAUUCAUACGAAAACACGAUUCGUCAUCAAGAGCAACACGGAAGUGUAUAUUGGUCUGAUUCUGCACUUAAUGACUUGACCUCCUUGGAUCCAUCUGAAACUUUAGUCUCGCAAUUGACUACCUCAUUUGCGAUACCAAAUUCUCCAACGUGGCAAGAUUCAAGCACUUCUGUGCAAUGUAAAAAUUUAGAAAAAUUAAUUGGUGGUCCAGAAGUGUUGGCGAAUAUAACAGGAUCAAGAGGAUUCGAAAGAUUUACCGGAAAUCACAUUGCCAAGGCAAGACAUACACGUGAUAACCCCGCCACCAUCUUAUCCUUUUAUCUGCAACCCGAAGACGUGGUAAUUUCAUUAGGAACUUCAGACACAGUACUUAUAUACACAGCCACGGCAUCACCUACCUUGGAAUCUCAUACUUUAUGUCAUCCCACUGAUCCGGAUGCUUUCAUUUCUAUGCUGUGUUACAAGAAUGGGAGUCUAACCAGAGAAUAUGUGAGAAAUAUGUAUUGUCCGAAUUCUGGUGGAAAUGAUGAUGGUUGGUUGGAAUUUAACAAACACCUUUCCACCACGUUACCAGAUCCGGCGAAAAUUGGGUUCUAUUUUUUACAUCCAGAAAUAAUUCCAUUUGCUAAAGGAAUUUACAGAUUCUUCAAUAAAGAAUUAAUAUCCGAAUUUGUGGAUUCACCUGAAUAUAACAUUAGAGCUAUAAUUGAAUCUCAGUUCAUGUCUAUGAAGUUAAGGGUCGAUCAAUUAGCCAAAGGCAAUAGCGAAAGUUCACAGGAUAACGAUGGAGAAAAGAACAAGGGCCAUACUAAAAGAAUCAUGGUUGUCGGGGGCGCAAGUAAAAAUGAUGAAAUAUUACAAGUGUUGGCGGAUGUGUUUGGUGUUUGUGUAUGGAGAUGUAAUGGUGGAGGUUCGGCGUCUUUUGGUGCAGCCAUCAAAGCUAGAAUGUCAUUUUUGAGAGCAAAUAAAUCGUCUAAAGACAUUGGGGAGGAUAGAAGGGGGAUGAGUGCAUAUGAGAAUGGUUGUGAACUCGUCGCUAAGCCAAGAAGAGAUUACCAUGCAGUAUAUCAAAACAUGAUGAAAGAUUACAGAGAGUUGGAAAAAUUUAUCGUUGAGAAACAAAAAAUUAUCAAUGAAUAA
Messenger RNA from Acaulospora colombiana, 1155 nucleotides. The record is from the annotation of a GenBank genome assembly. NCBI's taxonomy places the organism in Eukaryota, Fungi, Glomeromycota, Glomeromycetes, Diversisporales, Acaulosporaceae.